Molecule: messenger RNA, 2249 nt
Organism: Durotheca rogersii
Lineage: Eukaryota; Fungi; Ascomycota; Sordariomycetes; Xylariales; Xylariaceae
Exons: 4
Coding region: 362-1987 (541 amino acids)
Biological process (GO): G protein-coupled receptor signaling pathway; cell surface receptor signaling pathway
Cellular component (GO): membrane
Molecular function (GO): G protein-coupled receptor activity
Source: RefSeq, a predicted model, not a curated record
AAGAAGAGUCUGCAUGCUUUCGAGCGAGUAGACUUACUUCCAGGCUAUUAGAUUUGUUGACUCGAAAAACCCAUUGGGCAAGGCCGAACUUGUCGGUAGCCACUCGCCCGUGGUGUUCUCUCUUUUUUACCCGACCCUACGCGAUACCCACUCGAUCCCUACGACAUUUGUCUAGAACAGAUUCGAAUGUCUUAAUAUUGAAGCCAGUUUGACUCAGUCGAAGCCGCCCCGAGAGACACAUCAUUUUUCGCGCCACCAACUUAGCCGCGUCGCAUGAUUAGUCUGCCAGAAUCCGAUAUCUACCUCCAGGGCCCUGCAUCUAACCCUUAGCCCGUCGAAUUCGGCGUACGCGUUUCUCGGUAUGGCGAACAGUUCGAUAGAAGCCUUACGAGGCGGGUGCCCCGCACCGUUUUUCAGCGAGCUCUCGUUUCCCGCAGAGGGCGGACACGUGGAGGGCCGACUCUGCGCGCCUGUCGGGCCCUUGAGCUGUUGUGUACCAUGCCCUAUGACGGAUUGGGCCUAUGCGGAUAACUUCACAACAGCAACGACGGCUGCAAACUGGGUUAAUGUUGUCGGUAUGGUCUGCUGUGGUUUCUUGUUAAUAUCAUGGAUCGUGCUCCCUGUCGAGAAGACUCAUCGUCACUAUCUAAGCAUCAGUCUCACAUGCGCUGUUGUUUUGAUGAAUCUGGGCUUCAUCAUCCCCUUGGCGGCGAAACCAGACCAAUGCUUUAACCAGAUAACUCCACAUGGAAUGGAUACGAGCUCGGUGUGCGCGGCCUCGGGGUCUUUCUUGCUCGCCGGAGGCUGGGCUGGUAUCAUGUGGAUUUUUCUGAGGGCGCUUUCUCUGCAUCUUCAGAUCUGCUGGCAAUUGGUCGUAGGCCGAAAUUACAUGCUCUUUUCCCAAGUCCUCGGCUGGGGGGUCCCCAUCAUCGGCCUCGUCGUUCUGCUCGUCUUCAGCGGGGUUUCCUUCCGGUUCGGCGCGACAUGUCACAUCAACCACGAGAACAGCUUGGCCGAUUUCUGGAUACCACUCUUGGUCUUUGCCGGACUCACCGUCAUCAUACAAUUCGCCACCUUUGGAUAUUGUAUCAAGGUCUAUCUCGCAUCUCUGGGCGACAACAGCACCACGACCGAGGGCUCUGGCAUGCCUUCGUACUCCAACAGUAUUCGCACCAUGACUCCUCGCCAGGCGUAUCGACGGGUGCGACGGGUGAUUCAACUUCAGUGGCGCGGUAUCGUAAUCGUGCUGGUCAUCAUUGCCGACGUGAUCUUCUUUGCCGUCAUCUUCGUCUUCAUGGACAAUACCGUACAGUCCGUCAAGACGAACCCGAACAAGGCCCUGGCGUGGGUAGCCUGCCUCGUGGCGUCCAACGGCGACAAGAACAAAUGCUUGGACAAGACGGAGGACUUGGUCGUUAACUUGCCGACCGUGAUGGCGGUUCUAGUACUGUUGGCCAUGAACGGUAUUUGGCUGCUCGUGCUCCUGGGUCGCUGGUCGAUGGUUACCGGCUGGAUCGAAUUGAUCGGCCCGCUCGUCGGCCUUCCGGGAAAGAAGGAGUUCGUGUCUGUAGAUGCGCGAAUGGAUAUCAAGCAGGAUUCCAGAUCUUAUGAAAUGUUGUCUCGCGAUUCCGGGGGGGCAGACACGGUGCUAACACCAAUUAGCGCGGCGAAGUCGCCGACCACACGAGACGGCCGACAGACACCCGAUUACUUCGGACCUCAGGCGGCGCGGUACCAACCCCACCAGCGAUCCUUCUCUUCACCCAGGCCGCCGCAGCAGCUCCAGUGGGAUACGAUGCCGUCCCACCCGCGGCCAACUUUCUCCCCGCCGCCACACUCGCCAUCGCGCUCGGAAGACUACGAUGGCAUCAACCCCUUAGGGAUGAAUAGGAUAGGCCAGGAAGAGGAGGCACAAUACAGGGCACCGGGGUCACCACGUAACCAGCCGGGAGUACCCGGUCACGGUCGCAGCCACGUUUUCAUUUGAGUUAUGUAUAUGUUUUAUACCAGCACGCGGGUUGCUUACCCGCCACAACAACCCCGUGCCCUCUUUCUCUCUCGUCUUCAGAAAACCAUAUCUUGGCAGCAUUGCGCCCUGGGCGGAUGGUGGGUUCGGGCUUCAAGCGUGGCGUCCUCGGAAAUCGGCGGAAUUUUGUGUAAACUAGGUUAAAAAAAAGGCUAUACUACGGGAAGACGCGUGCUCGAUCACAACGGGCUGCAGGCGACGCGCUGGGAAUCUAGGGAUGGGA